Megachile rotundata (alfalfa leafcutting bee) is the source of this 1588-nucleotide messenger RNA. RefSeq names its product Ankyrin repeat-rich membrane spanning (gene Arms). The record is from RefSeq and is a predicted model, not a curated record. Gene Ontology annotation, molecular function: PDZ domain binding; protein kinase regulator activity. Lineage: Eukaryota; Metazoa; Arthropoda; Insecta; Hymenoptera; Megachilidae.
AGAAUAUCGCAAGAUUCAGUUCGCUGCGUUGAAGGGUCAUUUAGAGCACCGUCUUCUCGAGCAAAGAUUCCUUUUCGAAUCGUGAGCUCGUUGAGGAAAGAAUGCCAUGCGGAAGGCCAAAGAUGAUCGUUUCAAGAUCACGACGCAUCAUUUUCGCAUCAGUAUCGAGGAGGACGACGAAAAGGAAGAAGAAAAUUCAUCCAGAGACAGCGACAGGAGGAUCUCCAUAACUAUCGAGGCCGAUUCUGGAUUAGUAUUAAACCAAGAAAAUGCGAUCGAAGAUGGUAAAAGUGUCGAAGACCCACAAGGCGUGGAUAUCGAAUACGAAAAAUGCGGUGAACGCGUGCGGAGAACGCAGAGUCACGAGUCUAAGGCCUCCAGCGAUUCCAGAGAAGCCUCCGACCCCGAAAAUGUGGUUCCCAGACCGAGCGACUUUGAUUCCGUGCCGGUUGAAAACGCGCAGAGGAUGGAUACAGAGAGAUUCGAGAUUCUGUAUUCCAGAAGAUACUCGAUGGAAAGCAGAAAGUCCAUCAAGGACCAGAGUUUCCUUCCCUCUGCAAAUCCGGACUAUUCUCUGGAAGCGGCUGCAAUUUACGAGCCCGAAAUUGCAGAACUUUCCGGAGAGACAAACCCAACCGUGAUAAGUACGGAGAUACAAGAGAACAUUGUAUUGGCUCAGCCGAACGUGAAUCCUCCAGCUGCAUCUCCACUGCUGCUGCGAAGGCGUUACAAGAUCAUGUCCACAUUUUCGAAGUCCUCUAAUUUGACCGGAAGCUCCUCGUGUCUGAAGGACGAAGACGAUUCUCGGGAAGAUCAGAAGACACCCAGAAGACAGACUCUGCCUCUGGUUGGAAAGAACCAGCCUCCGACUCCUACGUAUGAAACAAUAAUUUCGGGAACCGGUGUGAAUCCCAUCAGGAGAUCCAGCAUAGCGAACGCCGCCAUCUGCUCGAGUCUAGCGCCGAGUCUCGUCAGCGCGUACCCAGGUAUACCGAACUGUCUGCUACCUGGUGAAAACGAAUCACCAAAGAACGAAGAACCUGGAACGAGCGGCACGAAUGGACGAAGGAUUAAGUUACCCUUCCUUCGACUUCAUAUACCGCAACCUAACGGCUGGGAGGAGGACAGAUUUAACAAUCAUCAUUCCUAUUAUCAUCACCAUCAUCAUCAUCAUCAUCAUCACGUGUUCCCGCAUUUUCACGUACCCACGAUCACCUUUACUGCGCCAGCCACCGAUGGUGAAUCUGGCCGCAAGUUCAACUUCGGAAUUCGCAGACAGUCGCAGCCGGUUAGUCUGGACUCAGGACUCGAGUGAUUUUGUUUGGUGUGAGCUGUUGUUUAUUCUUUCUUUUGGAAGCAAUGCUGGAAUUGUGGAUUGGUAUUAACAUUUUGGUGGAGAAACAUUGAGUGCAAUUUGGACGGGGGGAGAACCUUGAGAACUUGAGGUCUUUGGGGAAAUGAUUUUAAGAGCCUUCUUGGGGUUUAUGAGGAUAAGUGGGUUUUGGGUAGAUUUUACUAAUUUAUGUUCUUUUUAAAUUCUUUUUAGUGAAGAUUUUAGGGUUUAUAGUUUUUCCUGAGAUCAAGGCUU